Messenger RNA from Lingula anatina, 1362 nucleotides. RefSeq lists its product as uncharacterized. The record is from RefSeq and is a predicted model, not a curated record. NCBI's taxonomy places the organism in Eukaryota, Metazoa, Brachiopoda, Lingulata, Lingulida, Lingulidae.
UCCCGCAUGAAACGAAGGCAUUGCGAAAUCAGCUGCUUUAAUGAGAUAUUUCUUCAUAACCUGGCUUCUAUAAAACUCUUUCCCAAUAUACCUCUGAAAUCAUCCGAAUAUCUAAGAAAUUUCUGAGACACCGUUAGAUCACCUGGCGUCGUUUAAAGGAAGAGUUUGAAGGCGUAAUCGGCGCGAUCGAAAUGUCAACAGACCGAUGCGUCCAAUGUAAAACACUGCUACAAAAUAAUGGGCCAUUCCGGUCGUGUCACGUGUGUGGGGCCCACGUGUUCAGGAGGUCAGAUGAGGGUUGGACGAAAAUGGAUUCGUCUCUUCGUUUCCUGGUAUGGGUAGCGGUAGUCGAGUUAUUGACGGGAACAGUCAGCGUAGGCUGUGGGCUGGCGAUGUCGGUGCUCUCUCGUCACAAUCUAGUGUGGCCGCUUACAUCCUUCGCCCCGAUAUGGACGGGGACUGUAAUAAUGAUCACUGGUAUUGUUGGAAUGAUGACUUAUACACAGAAGAGAAGUCCUCACAACUUGAAACUUCGCAAACUGGUUAUAGCACAUGUGACGCUAUGUCAAUUUAGCGUCCUUCUCGGGGGAUUUAACGUCGCCUACGGAGCCUGGGUCCUCUCUGCCUGCGACGCCGGCCGAAUAUGCAACUCGUCAGGUGGCGCUUCGAACCAUAACGUGAUGAUAGCCCUCAGCGUCGCGGUCAUUGCUGUCGGUUGCGCAAUGACUUUGGUAAGCGGCUUGACGACAAUGGCUACUUGUCUCUGUCGAAGACGAUUUGGAAUCGGAUCAACGAGUGGAAGUUGUUAUUGAUUGCACUGGAGAUUUCCCAUGUUGUCAUACAUUUCUGAACUCUAUAAUCGCAAUCAUAUGCAGGUUUAGUGGAAAUUGUGUUAGAGAAGAUCCAUGACACAUAAUUGUACUUGGACACCCGUCGCAAUAUUCCUGAACUUCACAACUGGAGAAUUAGUCCCAGUCGUUAGUUAAAUGGCAGUCUGUGAUAAUCUUUUUGAAAUACUGGAUUUUAUUCACGGAAAUGCAAGGCAAAACACCCUGAGUUGCAGAGGGCACUAAAAACUUACCUUUCUUCUAUCAGCAUACCUCUGCUAUUUUCGAUGUCUGUUGAAUCUCGGGGUGGCAGAAACGGACAGUCACCAAUUCUUAACCAUUGGCUUUGGAGUCUUAGGGAAAGGCUAUAUUCCAAUAUGCAGAGGUGUACAAGUGCAUUGCCAUACAAGGGACCAUGUAAAAUAUUGAUGCAGGGGGUCUGUUUUGCUAAGAGCCUUUAAAGUGUUUGAGAAUGGCUUGGGCUGCUUCAGUCAGAUGCAGAGUUGACUUUGUAAUGUUAGUUUAAGGCCGCAUU